Messenger RNA from Lonchura striata (white-rumped munia), 963 nucleotides. Lineage: Eukaryota; Metazoa; Chordata; Aves; Passeriformes; Estrildidae. The record is from RefSeq and is a predicted model, not a curated record.
CCCGCGGCUCACCCCGGGGUGGGGUCUGAUGGGUGCCUGGGGUGCCUUCACCCAUCCCUCACCACCCUCCAACCCAUCACCCCCCCAAAAACCUUCAGGGCUGAAAGGGGGAGCCCCGACCCCCGGACCGGGUGGCGGCACCGGUCCAACGUUCACCUACACCUUCCGCGGCGACCCGCACGCCAUGUUCGCCGAGUUCUUCGACGGGCGCAACCCCUUCGACACCUUCUUCGCGCAACGCAACGGCGACGACGAGGAUGGAGACGAGGCCUUCAGCACCUUCCACCUGGGCGGCUUCGGCAGCGUCAGCUUCCCGCGGGCCCGGGGCGCCGAGGGUCGCCGGCAGGACCCGCCGGUGCUCUACGAGCUGCGCGUCUCCUUGGAGGAGAUCUACAGCGGUUGCACCAAGAAGAUGAAGAUCUCCCACAAGCGCCUGGGCCCCGACGGGAAGACGGUGAGGAACGAGGACAAGAUCUUGACCAUCGAGGUGAAGCGAGGGUGGAAGGAGGGCACCAAGAUCACCUUCCCCAAAGAGGGCGACCAGACGGCCACCAACAUCCCGGCCGACGUGGUGUUCGUGCUGAAGGACAAGCCGCACGACGUCUUCCGCCGCGACGGCUCCGACAUCGUCUACCCGGCCAAGAUCAGCCUGCGGCAGGCUCUCUGCGGCUGCUCGCUGUCCGUGCCCACGCUGGACGGCCGCUCGGUGCCCGUGCAGUUCCAGGACGUGCUGCGGCCGGGCGCGCGGCGCCGCGUGCCGGGCCAGGGGCUGCCGCUGCCGCGCUCGCCGGAGCGCCGCGGGGACCUGGUGCUGGAGUUCGAGGUGGCCUUCCCCGAGCGGCUGCCGCCGGCCGCGCGGGCGCUGCUGGAGCAGGUCCUGCCCCCCUAAAACCCCAAAAUCUGCCUGUGAGCCCCAAAAUCUGCCUGUGAGCCCCAAAAUCCACUGGUGACCCCCAAAAUCUG